AUGGGACUUGAAGCAGUCUUUCUUAUUAAUGUAUGUAUUUAUAUACCGACUUAUCAAGACAUUCUCAAUUUUCUGCUAAUUAAUAAAAAAAGUCAAAUUGCUGUGAAAAGUCUUCGAGUUAACCCAUGGUUUUCAUCAUCUUCUGACAUUGAAAAAUUCCAUUACCACUUUUCGGAAAAUGUUGAGACUUUGAAUUGCAACAGUCUUCCUGUUGAUACUAAAAUAGCUACAUCAAAGAAAAUCAAAAUUCUUCGAAACUUCAGGUUUUCACUUGAUUCAAUUAAAACUGCAAAACAAUUUGGACUUGAUUUCUUUUUUGAUAAAUUUGUGAAUUUUGAUAUAUUACGAGACGAUUCCUAUUAUAUAAAUAAUAUACUUGACUCACAACACGCCCGUUUUUCUUUGUCAUGUUCGCCAUCUUUCUUCAUCAAAUAUUUAAGAGCGUUUGACAAAGAAGUGAGACGAUUUCCAAAUCUUCAUUUUCCCACAAAAGUUGUAAUAACAAUCAGUCGGAAAAACAACGAACCUAUCCAUUUGUCACACGUCGGUGACUAUGAUAUGCUUAGUAUAAUUAAUAGAGCUGCUCUUGAUUUUCAUAGUGAAUUUAUUAUAGUGUGGAGUAAUUGCCAAUCAGAUGGAGGUAAUGCACAUACACUCGAUGUAUUAAGCGAAUGCAAACAUUAUACCAAUGACUCUAUUACGGAUUCAAACGUGACUACUAUGUUACCACUUAGUGUUUCAAAAGGAGUUCAAUUCAAGUUUACAGUAAAUGAAUUGCAUUAUAUAAAAAAAGCAUUUGAAACUGUUUAUUUAAGUGCUGCUCAAACUGUAUUAUUUGAAAUCAAUGGAAUCAAAUUUAUAAAUUUAAAUUGGUGUGAUGUUAAAAUAAAGUUAAAUAAACUUGAAAUACAAGGAACGGAACGAUC
Messenger RNA from Entamoeba invadens IP1, 926 nucleotides. RefSeq lists its product as hypothetical. The annotation marks the transcript as partial. The record is from RefSeq and is a predicted model, not a curated record. Lineage: Eukaryota; Evosea; Mastigamoebida; Endamoebidae. The transcript has a single exon.